AUGGCUGAUCAAGGAUUGGAAGGGAGUCAACCUGUGGAUCUAUUAAAGCAUCCUUCAGGGAUUGUACCUACUCUUCAAAAUAUUGUGUCCACUGUCAAUUUGGAUUGUAAGUUGGAGCUAAAGUCUAUUGCACUUCAAGCUCGUAAUGCGGAGUAUAAUCCCAAGCGUUUUGCUGCUGUGAUUAUGAGGAUCCGGGAACCAAAAACAACUGCACUUAUUUUUGCAUCUGGCAAAAUGGUUUGUACUGGAGCUAAGAGUGAGGUACAAUCGAAAUUGGCAGCAAGGAAGUAUGCUAGAAUUAUCCAGAAGCUAGGCUUCCCAGCUAAAUUUAAGGAUUUUAAGAUUCAGAACAUUGUUGGCUCUUGUGAUGUCAAGUUCCCCAUACGGCUUGAGGGUCUUGCAUAUUCCCACGGUGCUUUCUCAAGUUAUGAACCAGAGUUGUUUCCAGGACUAAUCUAUCGAAUGAAGCAGCCCAAGAUAGUCUUGCUUAUAUUCGUAUCUGGAAAAAUUGUUCUGACAGGAGCCAAGGUGAGAGAUGAGACGUAUACAGCCUUCGAGAACAUAUAUCCAGUGCUUACUGAGUUCAGGAAAAACCAACAAUGGUAUGCACAUGACUCUAUAUCCAAUUAUCUUCAUGAGCAAGAGCAAGGUUUUCUGGCUGAGAAGAAGAUGGAUGGUGGGCUUGACUGA
Molecule: messenger RNA, 690 nt
Organism: Vicia faba (fava bean)
Lineage: Eukaryota; Viridiplantae; Streptophyta; Magnoliopsida; Fabales; Fabaceae
Source: the annotation of a GenBank genome assembly